CGUAGCAUACAUCGCUACGGUUUUACGUAGCACAGACUACGCGUGUAUUUAUUUCAUCGUAGAUCUUGUAAUUCACGGUAUAGAUAGAGCCUUUGCAAUUGCGAAUAAAUACUAUUUUAUCGAAUGAUUGAACGAAUUCUUGAAUAAAAGUGACGGUAAAUAAAUCAUUAUAUAUAUUUUUUUUAAUUGUUUUGUUGUGAUUGCUAAAACAAUGUUAUGUUUUUAUUGCCACGCUUAACAAAGUAUUGUUUAUUACAUAGUUUAUUAAACAAUUUAAAGACAUAUGAAAGUUUAGCUAAAUUUAGUUUUUCAGAAAUUAUUUAUAAUGUUUCCGUCAAUGUGGAUUCUCUGCAUUACAUUUCUUAUGUUGGAUGUUCGUAUUGAGGCACUGCCACAAAAAGAAGCCAAUCCUCUCGAGUGCUAUCAAUGCUCUGACGACCAGUUGAAUUGUACUGACCCUUUGCCAACUGCGAGAUGUUCGCCUGAACAAUACUGUACCACCAUUGCUACUGCACCAAAUUUUACAAGCAUAUUAACAUGCGCUUCAGCAAGAAAAACGCCAUGUACUUUGGAACGCAAGGAGGAACAAAUUGUGUUGACCUGCAUAUGCAUGUGGAACCUAUGCAACGCGCCUAUCAAUCAACAUCUAAAGCACUCGUUACUCAAUUAUUCAUCAAACUUUCCAGCAAACUCUAGCUCCGAUUUGACUGAAACAUUUUUAAAUUCGUUAUUCGCAAACGGUGAGCUAAACGAGUUUGUUCCAAAGGGCAAUAAAAGUUUGAUUGCUCCUAUUAAAGAAACGCAUUCAUCAGGUUUUGUUGAUGCUAACAAGUUAUUGAAUGUUUCACUUCCAAAAGCAGAGGCUUUGAAACACCAGGUCACAGUGCCACCCGAUGAUGAUGAAGAUGAGAAUGAAGGAAGUGGAACUGCAGUUGAAGACUCCAAGGCAGUACCUUCUGCACCUGCAGCACCUAGCUCCUAUCUACCGGCUGAUAAAAGCAUCGCAACUUACGAUGUUAUAAGCCAUAUUCUCAUAGCCAUUCUAGUAUAUAUUCACUUCUAGGUUAAACUUUAAUAAAAUUACGAGUUGCACCAAAGAAUUAUGUAUCCAUCUAAAUAAGGGAGCAAAUAUAAAUUACUUGUCUAAGGGAAAUGUCUAUUACGUAAGAGCGUUUUGUAAAAGGUAAUAUAAAUUUUACGCGCUGCCUUGGAUGGAGUGGUAUACGAUGAAUAUUUACGUAUCUCGAGGGAGGGUUAUGUACGUCACACUAUUCUAUUUAUCUCUUGAAUAAGAGAAAUGAAUACGUAAUUUGCCAUAUCUCUUAACACUAAUAUGAAACGUACGUGCACGUUUUUAUAUAAUAAAUUGCUUUACUGAUAUUGAAUAAUUUUAUUCGAGAUAAAUUACAGAUCUAAGCUAUGCAAAAUUCGUCGUCAUUUUUAUUAUUUUUGUAGUUAUGCUACUGAGUACUAAUUUUUUUUAACCUUUGUGGUUUUGUUUGUGGAAACAAUUGCGAUUAUGUAUGAAUUACAACUUUUUUGCUGGACUAUGAUUUUACUAUGUGUCAAAGAGGAUAUUCAACAAGAUUCAACAUGAUUCCUAUUGUCAGUUACCAAAUUCACGCAGCAUUCUGAAUACCAUAAUUCACGCAAGGUGAUUGUCAAUUUUGCGGCUUAAAGCAAACUUACAUCAGUCCUUUUUCUAGUUAAAUAGAAACUCAUUUAUAGUUAAAUUCUUUAACUCGCUAGUUUUCGAAUCAAAAAAGCCUGAAAAAAGAGCCAUAGAAUAAUCCAACUAAAAAUAGUGUGUGUACUCGUAAACGCAUGAUGUUAUUCUUUUUUGGCGUAACAAAACAAAAAUCAAUUUUUUUUAUUCCUCGCGCUAUUUAUUGUUCUAAACCACUGACCUCUACUAUAUACUGCACUGGCGGCUGUCAAAGUGCUAUUAUGCCUGUUUGAUAUUCGCCAAUUUGGCGCUGUUGGCCAUAAAACUAGGAUGACAACCUCAGCUAAACAAACAUCAAUAGGAAAACUAUUCACAAAAAAACAAACAUUGUGAACUUUAUAACGUUUAUUCCUGAAGUAUAAAUAGCAUAGAAAACAUCAAAAAUUAAUUCAAAAAUGUGCAUUUUUCGGAGUAUUGUACGUUCCAUCGCAGCCAUUUGUAUUAUACGUCAAAAUUAGUUCUCUGGACGCUCGCGAGUGGAGAUUCAAGCCACAAAAAUUUGCUGUCACACAUGUGGAACAGCCUGUCGAGUGGUAUUUAUACAGGUCAGUGUUCUGAACACAUUCUUAUUCUGUACACGCAGGCUAUUGUACUGCUUCUGCGCAAAGUCGACCCACAGACUGCUUCUAAAUCUGCGGAUCAUGUUCGCCCUAACAGACAACGCAUUCCGCUCCCUUUCGAUAUCUGCAACAUCCUUCAUCUUAUAAAAACACAUAUAAUACGAUGAAACAAACAUAUUAGUAGGUUCUAUAUUUAUUAUAAUGCUAAUAAUCUUUAUUCUUUUAAUUAUUUCAUAUAGAGUUAAGUAAUUAUAUCUUAAGAAUUUGAAAUUCAAUUAUUUACCAUAACAUUUCAAUUAACUUAACUAACAUACGU
Messenger RNA from Leptidea sinapis, 2602 nucleotides. RefSeq lists its product as uncharacterized. Lineage: Eukaryota; Metazoa; Arthropoda; Insecta; Lepidoptera; Pieridae. The record is from RefSeq and is a predicted model, not a curated record. The transcript is spliced from 3 exons. Bases 326 to 1063 code for a protein of 245 amino acids.